Messenger RNA from Nasonia vitripennis (jewel wasp), 3904 nucleotides. It is a transcript of the gene frtz, whose product is annotated as WD repeat-containing and planar cell polarity effector protein fritz. Gene Ontology annotation, molecular function: protein binding. The transcript is spliced from 14 exons. NCBI's taxonomy places the organism in Eukaryota, Metazoa, Arthropoda, Insecta, Hymenoptera, Pteromalidae. The record is from RefSeq and is a predicted model, not a curated record. Bases 109 to 3717 code for a protein of 1202 amino acids. Gene Ontology annotation, cellular component: axonemal basal plate. Gene Ontology annotation, biological process: cilium organization; nervous system development; establishment of protein localization.
UAAAGUAGUAGAAGUACCUAACCUCAAACGUAACACUUUUUUGUUCCCGAUUGUUUGUAUACAAAGACAAUCGGUUGACAUUUGCGCUUGAUUUCUUUAGUUUGUAGAAUGUUCGUCUUAUUGGGCGAAUUAAAUUUUUGGACUUUCGACAAUGACGUUAACAUUAAGGAAACAGAUUUCGGUGCCUUCUGCUAUCACGAUAAAAAAAUUGACAAUGUUUACGAAGAAAGCAAGAGGUCUUAUGCUCAAAAGCGAGGGAUGGUCUAUGUUCCACAGAAUAAAAAAGGAAAUAAGAUGAAAGACUCGGUCAAAUAUUUAGAGGAACAAUUAAACGAUCAUUCUACUAUACACUGUCAAUGGACCGAUUAUCACACCAUGCAGAUUAUGCUUAGUUCUGGUUUGUUGGUGUACAUACAAGUUAAUCUUUGCUCUGGAGAUAUACAAAAAAUUGUAUUUGAUAAAUAUUUAGUUGGUAAAUUACCAGAUCGUUUAUCAGAUGUUAUUAUUACAAAGAAUUACUUAAUUUGUACUUAUAACGAUACGCAAGUUACUUUGGUUAGCUUCUUCAAACCAAAAAGAAAUAUUUUUGAUAAGAUAAGUAGGUUGGAUCCUAAACUGUCAACAUUUGAUAUUUGUGGGCCUAGUGGUCGACGAUUGGAGAAAAAGAUACAGCAUAAUAAAACAGAAGAUUUGAUUUUGAUAUGGUGGAAAUCAACUAUGAAUGAAGUUUAUCCAUGGAGUCCAACAGUAAAAGAACAUGAUCGGGCUAAUGUCCAUCUUUACAGACUUACAGGUGCUAAGUUGGAGUUGUUGUGUUACCUUCGAACAGAGUUUGAUCCCUUGAGCAUAAUAUUUAAUACUAAUUAUGAUAACGUCAUUCAUUCACUGGAGCAGAAAGUUUCUCGAAAGGGUGAAGUUACAGUGGAAUGGAGAACAUACGAAGUUUCACAAAAUGAUAAAUUGCAAAGGAUAGCAGUGGUUUCUGUACCAUUACCAACCCACUCAAGUUGUGUAAGGUUUUCACCUAAUCAAGAUAUGUUAUUGUUGUGUUGUAUUGAUGGUUCUAUAACACUCCAUGAUCACACCAAGGGAACCAACACUAGUAUCAAAGCAGCUUUUAUAGCUACUUUGGCUUGUUGGCACAGCGAUGGAAACAUAUUUGCCAUUGCUAAUGAAAGAGGGCAAGUGCAACACUUUGACAUUGCCUUAACUUGUGUUAAAAGUCAAAUGUUGAGUGAAGACAUAUCUCCAGCCAACAUCGUUGAUUUAUCAUCUUAUUUUAGAACACAACCUGCACUAAUAAGACUAGAAUGGAGCAAAAAAAGCGAAUCCAAUUCGUUUAUCGAUUACUAUAACCACGGCGAUGCACUUUUCUUGUUGUUAUUUGAAAGAGGGCCUGUUGCAAUUAUUAGAAUAGUUGAGGGAGAAAAUUUGUCAGGUGACACACUAGUACAAAAAUAUUUGGCAUUAUCACAAGUCCAGCAAGCAACUUCUUUACUGCUGGCAAUGAACUGGGACUCGAAUCCACACAUUUGUAUGCACUCUUUGAAUCAAAUCGUAAAUCACUUAUUCAAACAGCCUCUGACGCCAGAACGUGAAAAUCUCAUACAAAAUGCUUUGGGAAGUUUUCACGUCCCGGUGAAACCAAUGAGUCAAUCGGUUGUAGAAGAGUACGGCGAUGAAGUUAGAGAUUUGACGAGAAGAUUUUUUCAUCACCUCCUGAGAUAUAGACUGUUUGAAAAAGCCUUUCGAUUGGCUAUAGAUCUGAACGAUCACGAUCUGUUCAUGGAUAUCCAUUUUUACGCGAUCGUGUUGAAGGACACUGAAAUGGCAACUGCUGCCAAGGAUAAGGCUGAAGAAAUAAUCAGCAGAUGCAAUAGCUGCAGUAGCUCACAUUCAACGUGUUCGCGACCCUCCUGCUCUCUCUGUUCGGAUUCAGGAAGUGAAAAGGACGAGUCUUACACGGACGAAACGGAAAGCGAAGAGUCUCCAAAGAAAGAAAAGGUUCACGUCAAACGCUCGUCCAAACACAAGUAUUCCAAGAACUCCAAUAGCCAAGCUCCACCUCUUCCCAUUCUUUACCCUCCGAUUUACAAUAGCAGUGGCUUCAUGUCCACGCCGUUUAACGAAGCUAUCGAUAAGACUGAAACUAACUUAAUGUCCACUUCCUUUAACGUACCUAAUUGCAGUAUUCCGUCAACCUCCUACAACUGUCCAGUGCCUAAUUUUAUUCCCGACGCUUAUUUAACUUCGGUACCCUACGUCGGUACCAACCCAGGAGCUUUCGCUCCGUUGACGAAUCCCACUUACACUCAGUCGAUGCGUAGUUACGACAAUCUUAUAUCACCCUUCCGAAGUCUAGCCGUAACUAAUCAAUUAACCCCGAGCGUAGCUCAAUCGUCUCUCAACAGCAUGUCGUUAGAAAACAUAACGAACUCCUAUCAAAUAGGGAAUUUCCUACCGCCUACCCUCACGAGUAUUCCUUUCGAGCCCAAGUCUAUCGAGGUUCCGGCGAGUUUAACGCAGUCUUCCAUCGACAACACGAGCAGCAACGUUAUGUCGACGUCGUUUAGCAAUCUUUUAUCCAAUCCAGACUCUACCUCGCAAACCGAUACCUACGUCGGUGCGGAGAUCGACGGUAGCGAUGCCAAAAUCGCUGGGCUAACUGUACUCGACACUCCGAAAACCAAUUCCGUCCAAGCCGAGGACUCGGUGAUAACGGUGAAACCGGUCGCGUGCAGUGAACCGCCUCCGCUAUCGGUUUUCAAUUCCGGUAGCAAUUUGAUGUCGACGUCUUUCAACGAUCCCGAGGAUCCUAACGACGAUACCAACUCGAACUCUUGCGACAGCAGUACCAUUGGUAAUUCGACCUCGAAGCAGAAACAUUCCUUGCUGAACAUUCCACCACCGCCUCCUUCCAUUACCGAUUCUUUAGCCAAUUACAUUCAUAAUUUGCCAAAGAAAAACUACGCUCUCUCGAGGAGCACACCCGGACUGGCUGAUGCGGACAGUCCACUUCUGAAGCUUCAGCAUGUCAAGUCUCUGCGCACGGCUCCCAACAUGCUGCAGCAGCAGAACUCGGUCUCGAACAUUUUGCAAAACCACCACAGAAACAACAAUUUUCAAUCGACCCGCAAGUACAGACUGGACUACGAUCUCGACUACGUGCCGUUUCACAAUAGUUGCGAUAAUCUAAGCACUCUACAUUCCAACAUCAAUCACAUGAAGUCCAACAGCUACAGCAUUCCGCCGAAAUCGUACGAGAGUAAACCUUUUAAGUUGACGUUUUCGCAAAGUAGUACAAACGUAAGCGCGGGCAGGGAACAUAGAUUGUCAUCUAACGUGCCACCCUUGCCUGUCAUAAACAAUUCCUGUACAAAUGAUAAAUCCUCCGCAUCGUCCACGACACCUGCGGAUGUGCAGGCAUCGCCGGUUGCGGAAAAGCCGAAAGUCAAGUUUUCUGACACUGUCACGCACAUUUUGGUACCGACUAAUACGGGAUCGACGUAUCCACGACCUAUUCAGAAAAGAACAGUCGCCCAGAUGCACCCCAUGGAUCCGAAACGAGAACUGGCCGAAAGUUUGCCGCUUUGUCUGGGAAACGACGAUUAUCUCAAAGAUUUCCAGCCCUUGCCUAAAGAAUGUGAUAAAGCAAAAGAAUCUCUGAAAACCGAGGAAACUGCCAAAAUCAAAGUUGUUCACUUUGGUCUUCUAUAGUAUUCAGCAAUAUUGGUGCGAGAAAUCAAAUGGACUCUGUUAAACAGAGUUUUUGUUAUAUAAUAGAAAAGUAUUAUGGAUGCAAUUUUGACAUAUUUUUUAUACAGCAGCUAUUCUGUAAAUAUAUAAUUUUAUAUACUUUUAUAUGAGACAUAAAUAAAAUUUUAUAUUGUAUUAAACUUAAAAA